UCCCUGACAGAUGGCGAGCGCGCACGUUCAGACUGUGGAAUAUUCUGGUUAAUACUUUUCUUCCAGCGCGUGCUUCAGAAGAUAAAGACACAAAAAAACACUUUAACUGACGCAUUUAUUUGAAAAUCUGAUCACAGCGACAGAGUUUGGUGAAAAACGCGAAGUAUGCCGCUCACGCCACUCGUGUUCUGGGCCCAGCGGCACGAGGAGCUUUACCUGCGCGUGGAGCUGACAGACGCACAGAACAUUGACGUUGAGGUGAAGGAGAAGGUUCUGGAGUUUCGUGCUCAGGGACACGGUGCCAAGGGUCACGACGAGUACAGCUUCAGUCUGGAGCUGCUUCAGGCCGUCGGCUCAGAGGUGAAGGUGAGGUCGACUCAGCGGCAGGUGAACGUGACGGUGCAGAAGCUGCGUCCGUCCUGGUGGGGGCGCCUCACCGCUCACCAGCGCAAACCCGUGUUCCUCGCUCCAGACUUCGACCGCUGGAUCGACGAGUCCGACGCCGAGAUGGAAAUCCAAGAGAAAGAGCGGAGAAAAACCAAACCGCCUCGACAGCAGAGUCACUUUCUUUCAAACUUUAAAACCGGGUUCCUUUUGGUUUAUAAUCUUGUUCAGUUUCUCGGUUUCUCGUGGAUCUUCGUGAACAUGACGCUGCGUGUGGUUUUAAUCGGACAAGAUUUCCUGUACGACACGUUUCACUCCACCUCAGACGUGAUGUUCUUCUGUCAGACUCUGGCGUCGCUGGAGGUUCUGAACGCAGCGUUUGGUUUGGUCAAAACAGGAGUCGCCCCGACCCUCAUCCAGGUCGUCGGGAGAAACUUCAUCCUCUUCGUCGUCUUGGGGAGUUUGGAGGAAAUGCAGAACAAACCCGUCGUGUUCUUCGUCUUCUUCCUGUGGAGCGCCAUCGAGAUCUUCAGGUAUCCCUUCUACAUGUUGGCGUGUCUGCACACACAGUGGCGGCUCUUGACUUGGCUCAGAUACACCGUCUGGAUCCCACUUUAUCCUUUGGGAGUUUUAGCUGAAGCCGUGGCCGUGGUUCAGUCCAUCCCCAUCUUCGACGAGACUCGACUCUUCAGUCUCCCGCUGCCAAACGCCGUGGGAACAUCCAUCAAGUUUUCCUCUUUCCUUUACAUUUAUCUGAUCGUCAUGUUUGUGGGUCUUUUUAUCAAUUUCAAACAUCUGUCCAAACAGCGGAGGAAGCGCUUCAGUGCCAAGAAGAAGAAAGCCCAUGGAUCUUAACUCCACUGCGGUUUAUGUUUUUAGAUUCAUAUUUGAAAAUGUGAAAUUGUUUUAGGACUGAACUUGUGUUUUUAACAUAAAGAUCUGAUGAGUUUCAGGACAUUUUCAUGACCAGUGUGUGUUCAAAGUACCAGACUUUUAUAAAAAUCUGGUACUAAAUCUGAAUAUCCAAGUAUUUUGUAACAAUAAACACAACAAACACUGUAAA
Boleophthalmus pectinirostris (great blue-spotted mudskipper) is the source of this 1447-nucleotide messenger RNA. It is a transcript of the gene hacd3, whose product is annotated as 3-hydroxyacyl-CoA dehydratase 3. The transcript has 11 exons. Gene Ontology annotation, molecular function: 3-hydroxyacyl-CoA dehydratase activity. Bases 166 to 1239 code for a protein of 357 amino acids. Lineage: Eukaryota; Metazoa; Chordata; Actinopteri; Gobiiformes; Gobiidae. Gene Ontology annotation, cellular component: endoplasmic reticulum membrane. The record is from RefSeq and is a predicted model, not a curated record. Gene Ontology annotation, biological process: fatty acid elongation; very long-chain fatty acid biosynthetic process; sphingolipid biosynthetic process.